Molecule: messenger RNA, 345 nt
Organism: Pochonia chlamydosporia 170
Lineage: Eukaryota; Fungi; Ascomycota; Sordariomycetes; Hypocreales; Clavicipitaceae
Exons: 1
Coding region: 1-345 (114 amino acids)
Source: RefSeq, a predicted model, not a curated record
AUGUCCUGCCAUGCCGACGACGAGCCGCCCGCUUUGCCUGCUGAGAACCCAUUCCAGCAGCGCUUCGUUGGCCGUCUUCAGGCGGCGCUUGGUGCCGAAAUCCGAUCCCCUUCAGCGCGUUUCCGGCCAGUCUCCGGUGUCGCACCCCGCUGGCAGAGUCACUCUGGUCACAGAAAAAUAGGUCAAGAAAAAUUUACACACAUAAAUUACCCACUUUUAAGUGGCCACACGAGUCAUCAAACAUGCCAUGAGCUUAUUUCACACAGGGCAAAAAAUUUAAACUUUGAAAGAUUAUCAGAUCGGUCUCCGAAAACUACCUCACCCGACAGCUGCAAAAUACCCUAG